Messenger RNA from Varroa destructor (honeybee mite), 5757 nucleotides. Its product is annotated as RNA polymerase-associated protein RTF1 homolog. NCBI's taxonomy places the organism in Eukaryota, Metazoa, Arthropoda, Arachnida, Mesostigmata, Varroidae. Gene Ontology annotation, molecular function: DNA binding; RNA polymerase II C-terminal domain phosphoserine binding. The record is from RefSeq and is a predicted model, not a curated record. Gene Ontology annotation, cellular component: Cdc73/Paf1 complex.
GGCAUUGAGCAGCAUGAGUAGCAAGCGAAAGUCGCGUGUGGCGUUAGCUUCAGAUUCAGAGGGGUCAGAUGUGAGCGGCGACAACAACUCCACAUCGACAAAGAAGAAAAUCCGUGUAGCGGACCAAGAUGACGAGGACGCUACAUCCGAUUCAGGGGAUGAGUGGGGCUCUAAAGGUGGGAACAAAAAGAAAGUUUUAACGAAGAAGGCAAUGUCCCCACGGUCGGGCGGUAAUGCAGGAACUUCGCGAUCGGGUUCUGGAGGUUCUGAAGGCGUUGAGGAAGGCGAAUUGCCAGCCGGCUCAUCAGAAAAUAACGACAGCGAUGAAUCGGGCGGCGAGUCCGACGAAAGUGAAGAAUUUAACGAUGGAUAUGAUGAAGAUCUCUUAGGAGACGACGCUGAUCGAGCCCGAUUGGCUCAGAUGACAGAAAAAGAGCGUGAGCAAGAAAUCUUCAACCGAAUUGAGAAGCGUGAACGCCUUAAGGCUCGAUUUGAAAUUGAAAAGAAACUGCGACAGGCCAAGAAGAAACGCGAAUCAAAAGCCAGAGAGGAGCAACAAUUAGACAAGGAUCUCAGCCUGAGGGAUAAAUCAUUUACCGAUGUGUCCAUGCGGUCAAAAGAGCGCAAGAAGAACCUCGAAGGUCGCCAGGAUAAGAAAAGCCAAGCUAUUCAGAAUUUACGAGCAGAACGUGAGAAGAAAAAAAAGGCUGAGGAGGAACGCAAAGAAAAAGAGGACACAGAAAAAGAGACAUCAACCUCCAAACGUGAUAAAGAGAAAGACAAGGAUAAAGGCGACAAGGUCGAACGGGAAACUGGGAAAAAGCUGAAAGCGUCAGAUAUUUAUUCCGAUGAUGACAGUGAUGGAAGUGACUCAUCCGCUUCGAGAUCAUCGUCAGUUAGUUCAAAGGUGAGUCGUCGAUCACGGAGCAAAAGCCGCAGCCGGAGUCGAUCACGAAGCCGAGACUCGCGAAGCAGAAGUCGUGGGUCUCGAAGCAGGAGUAGAUCGUCGUCGCGAAGUCGUUCAAGGAGUCGAUCCCGAAGCGUCAGCCGAUCGUCAGAGUCAUCAUCAGCCGACAGCACGACAUCACGACGGAGCGAAGAAAAGGUUGUUUUUGCCAAGGAGCACAUCUCACAGAUACGACUGUCGCGGUUUCGCCUUGAGAAAUGGUUAUUUGCUCCAUUUUUCGCAAAGACCGUUAUCGGUUGCUUCGUACGAAUAGGCAUCGGUCAGAAGGGAGGAGAAUCUGUGUACAGGGUGGCCGAAAUCUUGGACGUGGUGGAAACACCGAAGAUCUACCAGUUGGGCAAGAACCGAACUAACAAAGGACUUCGGAUAAAGCACGGAAAGGAUGAGCGCGUGUUUCGAAUAGAAUACGUCUCGAAUCAGGACUUCACGGACGCUGAGUUUGCUAAAUGGAUGGAAGUCAUGAGCACGGAUUCGUUGACGCUACCAACAAUUUCUUCCGUCGAACGGAAGAAACGCGAUGUAGACGCCGCAAACAAUCAUUCAUAUUCGGUUUCGGAUAUCAAUCAGAUCGUUUUAGAGAAGAAGAAAUUUAAGCGAAAUCCACACAACUACGCAAUGGCUAAGACGGAGCUCAUGAAAAAGAAAGAGAUGGCUGAACAGCUCGGCGAUCAUGAAGAGGCACGGAGAUUGACUGAAGAGUUAGAACGGCUUGAAGACCGUGCCAAAGAAUUGGAUAAGCAGAGAACGAGUACGAUCUCGGCUAUUCAGUACAUUAACGAGCGGAAUAGGCAGAAGAACAUUGUUGACAUUGAACGAGCUAUCCUUGAGGACGCAAAAAAGAAUAAAUUAAAGGCUGAUGACCCAUUUACAAGGCGCAAAUGUGCCCCGUCUCUCGUAACAAAGAAGCAUGGUGGUUCAGACAAACUUACCUCGGAGCAGCUUAAGGCAUUAGAAGAAGCAAAGAAACGCGACGCCGAAGUGCGAAAGGCAGCUGAAGAGGCUAAACGCAAAGAGGAUGAGGAAAACGCUCGAAAAGAGAAAGAGAAGUCGCGCUCAACGCUGGGCGCUGCAAACGGGGGAGAUCUGUUUGCCGCGCACGACUUCGAUAUUGCAAUCGACCUCGACGCAUCCAUUCCGGCACCGCACGUUGCCCAUCACCCCGUUCGAGCAUCGCUAGGCAGUUCGGCUGCAAAUGUGUUGCUCCGAGAUUCGGCGCCUAGACGAUCACUUAAUAUCGAAGAGUAUAAAAAAAAGCGCGGAUUCAUCUGAGCGCUGUCACGAUCUAUAAGCUGUAUGAUCACCAACCUGACCCCCAUAUUUUCUAUUUGGCGAAAACACUCGGAGAAUUUCAGAAAAAUUUGAUCGCCACAUAUUUCAUACAGAUACACAUAGGAUUACUUGCCACAUAUUUCAUACAGGCACACAUGAGAUUACUUGUAGCUUCAUGCUGUUGACACAUGUCGGCUAUAAGAUCGUUCCCGGUCAGAACCUAAGUCGGGAAUGCUCUAAAACUGACUGCACAGAUCCCGUUUAUUUUCUAGAGAACAGUGAUUAUAAACUCAAAAUGAUCGUGAGGCUGAGUAUUGGUGGCAAUGUAAACACAUUUCUUUAAACGAAUUUCUGUGGCGACGUGGUUUAAAAAACAAACUGGGAGAUCGUCCUCAGUGCACGAUCUAGUAGAUUGUUUUUCAAUCUUAAGCAAUCUUUUCCUUCUGUAGGGAAAGUAAACUGCAGCAUAUGGUGGCUGUUCCCGUGAAAUAUACCUUUCGUUUAGAAACGAAACGUACAAAAAAAAAGCACGCAACAGACAUAGUAAUUGCUACUGACAAAGACUACAGAUGUAGUUAUAUCUGGCCUAACAGGGCCAAGCGUAUCCUAAAGGACGCGCCCUUAAGACUGAAUCUUAAGGCAAUGUAUAUUAUUGAUGACGUUUAUGCAAAAUGAAACGAUUGCCUCGAAUUUCCUUUCUUGCAUUUCAUGCGGCUCCGUCGCAACAUGUCUCGUAAUUUGUUCGAAAUCUGCAUUAGAUUGCAUUGUAUUUUGCCAUUAACUCAAAGAUCACAUAAAACACAAGAUCACAUAAGACGCAAAUAAGCAUCAGAGAAACAGCCUACUUGUGCCCGCCAGGGGCCACAACCUGACUUCAGAAACAGCAGACUUCCGUGCUCCCGUGGCGCAUUGAAUGACAAGACUGGGAAUCCAUUAACGUCAACCGAAUUGUAAAAUUCGCGAGCGUUAGCAACACAUUACAUAAACGUUUAAAGAAAGUUUCGAUAAAGAUGUUUUCUUUAGUACUUGAGGGAUCGCAGGCACAUCACUGAAAAAUGAAGAUGACUUCAAUGAGGGCUGAGAAAACAUGUCAAUCGACAACUAAGUAAAUCUGAUAAAAGGGGUACUUCACGUAGUUAGACAAUAGUGAACGAAUGUGUACAUGGAGUAAGUACAUCGUAUACACCCGUGUAGUAGUUAUCAGUUAGUUCGCGGUAGUUUCUGGAGACCACAAAAAAGUAAAAUGUACCAAUAAUGAUAACGAUAUAUAUGCAUUAGGAAUAAGCCGUAGGAAAAUUAAGGAAGAGGGAAGAAUACAAAGUUAUUAUGAAUUUAGUGGUGAUAAGUAUACAACUUUAAUACCUAACAUAUAACGAAUACAUCAUUGCUGUUAACGCUUACAUAAUGUACGAGACGAUCGAACGUGGGGAAAAUGUCAAACUGGAAAUUAGAGAACGUAAAGUACACUGUCGACGAUGGAGUAAAUAAAUUAGCAAACGUGAAAAUACAAUACGAUGUACAUACACGCGCUAUGCGCAAACACAAUAACUUUUCAGGAGGACACGAGACAAAAUUAGCUGGUCACUAACAGAGCCUAUUGCGAUAUCUUUAUCAAGUCGAGUUAAUAGACGUGUAUAAAACAAAUAUGUUGCUAGUUUUGCGUGAACAGAGGUCUCCGUACUAUGUGACUGAUGCUUUAAAAUUACGGUUGAUAGUUUUUAUGAAAGAAACGCAAUUUGUGUUACGAGUGUCUUGCUCAGUACCAAAUGGCACACUUUGCGCAGAGCCAAUGGCACUUUUGUUGACCCCCUACAACUUAAAACCUACAGCCACUAAAUUGAGAUAAAUUUAUUAAAUUCAUUGAUUGUAGUGUCUGUAAAGCUUCACUGAAAGUGAAGCCCAAUCUAUUUAUAUCUACAUGUACAAACUAUGUUACUACAGAGUUAUUUUGUUCUCAAUCUUAAAUUGAAGUGCAUCGAAUGAUUGACGCGGGUGCAUAUCAGCUGGAGUUUGUCAUGUCAUAAUUUGCCAUGGUUCGAUUCGACGUUAUUUUACGUAGUUUCUGGGACUGGCAUUGCUAGCCUGACACGCCGAAGAUCAUCGAGGUCACAAGGCUGGUUUUGUAAAACUAACUAAUAAUCAUAGUUAUUGGCUCUGUUUGUCCGACAGCAAUUAGAAUUUGACACCGGUAUUCCGAAAGCUAGAGGCUUCGGACAAGGCUGUAUGACCAGUACGGUAUUUUAUAGUGAACCAUGAAAAAGAGGCGGCGCCUAAGGGAAGUUGCAGCAGGGUCAAAGCGACACGUGAGGACAUAAAACUGGCGAUAUAAUGAUGUAUACCGCACUAGAAGCGAAAGGUACAGAUCGAAGGAUGCACUGCUUCGAGCAACCGGACAAACGGUUUUUGAAUAAGCAGUAGCUAGCUAACGACGUAAUUACAUAUAGGCGAAAUGCGCACAGCGGACUCCCAUGUCCGAUUGUGGCUACCAACCACCCAGUUAGAACAUAGACUAUAGGAGGAUUAGUUAAUUAUGAGGUUACGAGAGUAUAGGUGUCCUUAGAGGGUAAUAAACUGCCGAGUGCACGAGAAAACACUCCUGAGGUCCAAACGGGCCCGUUUCAAUCUCAGGACUUGAUUCCAGUGUAUAGGGCGGACUGAGCGCGGAAAUUCACGCUGUAACUUCGUUGUAAAAAUGCGUCUACCGUUACUGGUUGAACUAUGUUUCUUGUCUUGUAAUUAGCAAUGCACAAACAAGACCUCAAAUGUUCUAUGUAUAACUAUGUGAGCACCUAGCAUGUCUGAACAAUGCCUGCUGAGUUAGAGAAUAGCUUUGCAAACAAACUGGCAAACCUUUUGGAAGUGGCAUCUGAGCGAUACAGAGCAUCGCCAAUUGCUCUAUAAUGUUAAACACGUUUCAUAAUUUAUGAUUAGAGGCCCUUUCAUAGCCAGAACGGAGUAGAAAGGCCCUCAAACGAUUUAGUGGAACUGACUACUUUGCGCUGUUUGUUAACGGCAGCAAGCAGUUGUAGACCGGUAGUGUAAAGCAAAUGUGUGGUUUUUCAAAAACGAUUGCAGAAAAAUGUACGAAAAUAUUGUUAUAUUACCCCAUAGCCUCUUACGCAAUUUUCGCUCUUGAGAAGAACUAUAUUGUGUAUGAACUAUGAUUAAUUUAUUCGUACUCCUAUUCACAUGGUACGAUUAGAAUUAUUAUCGAGCCUUAUCUCCGCUAGGAAUCACGGGAAUCACAUCCCAAACUGGAUGGCCGUAUGCAGGUUAAUAAAUCGACUUUAUAUACAAACUGUAAAAAAGCUUUCAAUUGCGACUAUUUACUGUAACUUUAAAUCUCGAAUCGCGACGUGAACCUGUCCAAAGAUGUGUUCGCUAAUCUACAGUAAGAACUUCCCUAAACUACUUGUUGAAUCUUAUUCGAUAGAUAUUGUUCCGAUACGUAUACAACAAUAGCUUUGCGAGCAUAUUCCUCUGCAAUGUUUCGAAUGUAUCUUUUUAAAUAUGACCUUUAU